Neomonachus schauinslandi (Hawaiian monk seal) is the source of this 930-nucleotide messenger RNA. RefSeq names its product olfactory receptor 2A1/2A42. Gene Ontology annotation, biological process: G protein-coupled receptor signaling pathway. The record is from RefSeq and is a predicted model, not a curated record. Gene Ontology annotation, molecular function: G protein-coupled receptor activity; olfactory receptor activity. NCBI's taxonomy places the organism in Eukaryota, Metazoa, Chordata, Mammalia, Carnivora, Phocidae. Gene Ontology annotation, cellular component: membrane.
AUGGGGGAAAAUCAGACAGUGGUGACAGAGUUCAUUCUACUAGGAUUUUGUCUUGGCCCAAGAAUUCAGAUGGUUCUCUUUGGGCUCUUCUCUCUGUUCUAUGCCUGCACCCUGCUGGGGAACAGCAUCAUCCUGGGGCUCAUCUGGCUGGACUCCCGACUGCACACCCCCAUGUACUUCUUCCUCUCCCACCUGGCCAUCGUCGACAUAGCCUAUGCCUGCAACACCGUGCCCCAGAUGCUGGUGAACCUCCUGAAGCCAGACAAGCCCAUCUGCUUUGCUGGCUGCUUGACACAGACCUUUCUCUUUUUGACUUUUGCUCUGACAUGUCUUCUCCUAGUGGUGAUGUCCUAUGAUCGGUAUGUGGCCAUCUGCCACCCCCUCCGAUAUUCUGCCAUCAUGAGCUGGAGGGUCUGCAUCACCCUGGUGGUGACUUCCUGGGCAUGUGGCUCCCUGCUGGCCCUGGUCCAUGUGGUUCUCAUCCUGAGGCUGCCCUUCUGGCCUCAUGAAAUCAACCACUUCUUCUGUGAAAUCCUGUCUGUCCUCACUGCCUGUGCUGACACCUGGCUCAACCACGUGGUCAUCUUUGUUGCCUGGAUGUUGAUCUUAGUCGGGCUCUGCUUGGUGCUGGUGUCCUACUCAUGCAUCCUGUUUGCCAUCCUGAGGAUCCGGUCCCGGGAGGGCCGCAGAAAGGCCUUCUCUACCUGUUCCUCCCACCUCUGUGUGGUGGGGCUCUUCUUUGGCAGUGCCAUUGUCGUGUACGUGGCCCCCAAAUCCCACCACCCCGAGGAGCAGCAGAAGAUGCUUUCCCUGUUUUAUAGCCUUUUCAACCCUAUGCUGAACCCACUGAUCUACAGCCUGAGGAACGCGGAGGUCAAGAGUGCCCUGAGGAGAGCGCUGUACAAGGAAAGUCAUUCCCAACUGGAGUGA